AUGCAGUUUGCCGAGGCCAUUCGCCAGGAUCCACUUUUGACCGUCGCAUGUACUCGUAAUCAGGCCAAGGCGAUCAUCAGGUGCAUGAAGGAGUCCCUGCACAACAAAGUCAUGCAUGCAUGCUGCCAGAAGAUUCUGCAUCUGGCCAUGGUAGAGAACUUGAGCAUGAUUGAACUCGUCAUAGAGAACGAUGUGAUCAGCUCUGUGACUGAGUGCAUGAGACGUCACAGCGACAAUGAAGACGUCCUCGACAUUUGCUGUAUCUCCCAUUGCGCCUUCAACAUCUUUCGGCUGCCCCUAUGCAUUGCCCGUGCUCGUGAGGCCGGCGCGGUUGAGGCCCUUGUGGCGGCAAUGAAGCGAUUCCCAACGCGUCUAUCUUUGGUGCGGAACGCGUGUGCCGCGCUCGGAUUGAUCUCUGGCACGGGAUACACUCCGAAUCAGGAUCGGAUCAGGCAGGCAGGAGGCAUCGAGGCAAUCCUUACCGUCAUCAAGGACCAUGCAGAGGAAGAAGUAAUCAUUAAGGCAGCCUUCUCAGCGCUGACCAGCCUUGUAGAAGGAGCACACGAGGAGAACCUCGAGCUCAUCGGGAACCAAGAUGGUGUCAAGGCGAUCGUGGAUGCGUUGCAGCUCCACACGGAGGAAGCAGUGCUAGAGGAAGGCUGCAGGAUCCUGUCGAGACUCUCAAAAGUCCCCCGGAUCUGUGAGUUGAUAAGAGAACACGGGGGGAUCCCAGUCGUACUAGAUGCGAUGAGCCAGAACUGGGAGUUCGACGAACUACAGACGGACGCAUGCCUGAUACUGUCUAACAUGGCUUCCUGCGGCAGGUCCUGUAAAAUGGCCAUCCAAAAUGCCAAUGGUAUCGGGGCAAUCACAAUGUCCAUGAGCAACUGUAUUGAUGUGGCUGAGGUGCAGACGCUGGGCUGCCGAGCGUUUGGCUAUCUGGCGAACGAUAAUUUCAGAUAUGUGGUAGAGAUCAUUGAGGUGCAGGGAUUUGCAUGCAUCAUAGCGGCGAUAAAAGCCUACCCAAAGGAUGCCCUAGUGCAGAUCCAAGGUUUCCGAGUUCUUAUGACAAUGAUCAACGUUAUGAACUCAGUGCAAGGCAUGAUCGCAAGGGUGAACGGGAUCAAUCUCGUCAUAUCAGCGCUCAAGGAACACAGACAGGACGUCUCAGUGCAACAGGAAGCAGCUCUCCUGCUCUCGGUGUUGGCGAAAAAUAACCCAGAUGUCCAGGAGUUGAUUAGAGAGGCUGGUGGAAUCGAGGUCACAGUGGGGGCCAUGCUUACUCACCCCUUGCACCAGUUGGUCCUGCACGCAGCCUGCACUGCCAUCAGCGUGUUUGCGAUGUCAAGCAAGCAGGAUCAGGACUUGGUGAGGGAGGCCAGGGGGAUCGAGGCGAUCGUUGCCGCUAUGAAACAGCACCGUCGCUGCUCCCCUCUGCAGGACAUUGCCAGCGUCGCCCUCGGCAGGUUGUCGGAUGGGAACCAGGAGAAUCAGACUCGGAUCCGUGAGGCCGGUGGCAUCGAGCUCGUAGUGAGGACAAUGGGGGCCCACAGAUGGGAGAGGAACUUCCCGGGGGAGGAAACCAUCGGCGAAAAAGCACGCAGGGCCCUCGACCAGAUCGGAAAGGACAAUCGGGAGAACCAGACCAGAAUCGCGGAGCUGACGAAGAUUAAGUGA
Molecule: messenger RNA, 1677 nt
Organism: Guillardia theta CCMP2712
Lineage: Eukaryota; Cryptophyceae; Pyrenomonadales; Geminigeraceae
Exons: 1
Coding region: 1-1677 (558 amino acids)
Molecular function (GO): protein binding
Source: RefSeq, a predicted model, not a curated record